AUAUCAACAGUGAGGACAAACCCAGCCUGCCUCUCUCCUUCCACAGGGAGUCCAAACCUACAGUCACUGGGUCCUGAUUGUGACAGUGGAGCCCAGUUUGCACUGCAGGAUCCAGAGAUGGCAUCAGUGAAGCUGGAAGACUGCAGUCAAACACUGGAGCUGAAUGCCAACAUUAAAGAUGAAGAAGAGGAGGAGAAGAUUGGGAAAUCUGUUUCUCAUGGGAGUCCAAACCUACAGUCACUGGGUCCUGAUUGUGACAGUGGAGCCCAGUUUGCACAGCAAGAUCCAGAGAUGGCAUCAGUGAAGCUGGAAGACUGCAGUCAAACACUGGAGCUGAAUGUAAACAUUAAAGAUGAAGAGGAGGAGAAGAUUGGGAAAUCUGUUUCUCAUGAGCCUACUGGUAUGAAUAUGUCACCCGGAGAUCAUGUUGAGACAUUCUCUACAUCCAGAGAUCAACAGCAGGAACAUCACAGAGCUAAGAGGUCUCACCCCUGCCCACAUUGUGAGGAGAUUUUCCCAAUUCUAUCAAAGCUAAAAAUACACCUAAGAAUACACACAGGAGAGAAUCCGUAUUCCUGUACUGACUGUGGAAAGAAUUUCACAACAUCAAAGGCUAUAACAGUUCAUCAGAGAGUACACACGGGAGAGAAGCCUUACUCCUGCUCUGACUGUGGAAAUAGUUUCUCUCGACGGGGCGACCUAAAAACACACGAACGUAUACAUACAGGAGAGAAGCCUUACUCCUGCUCUAAUUGUGUAAAGUGCUACACAACAUCAGGUGAGCUAAAAGUUCAUCAGAGAACACACACAGGAGAGAAGCCAUACUCCUGCGCUGACUGUAGGGCGAGGUUCUCUCAACUGAGUCACCUAAAACAGCAUGAACGUACACACACAGGAGAGAAGCCUUACUCCUGCUCUGACUGUGUAAAAUGCUUCACAACAUCAGGUGAGCUAAAAGUUCAUCAGAGAACACACACAGGAGAGAAGCCUUACUUCUGCUCUGACUGUAGGGCGAGUUUCUCUCAACUGGGAAACUUAAAACAACAUGAACGUGUACACACAGGAGAGAAGCCUUACUGCUGCUCUGAUUGUGGAAAGAGUUUUUCUCGACGGGGCCACUUUAAAACACAUGAGCAUAUACAUACAGGAGAUAAGCCUUACUCCUGCUCUGAAUGUGGAAAAAGUUUUUCUCGACUGGGCGAUCUAAAAAUACAUGAACGUAUACAUACAGGAGAGAAGCCUUACUCCUGCUUUAAUUGUGUUAAAUGCUUCACAACAUCAGGCGAGCUAAAAGUUCAUCAGAGAACACACACAGGAGAGAAGCCAUACUCCUGCUCUGACUGUAGGGCGAGUUUCUCUCAACUGAGCCACCUAAAACAGCAUGAACGUAUACACACAGGAGCGAAGCCUUACUCCUGCUCUGACUGUAGGAAGAGUUUCUCUCAAUCGAGCCACCUAAAACAGCAUGAACGUAUACACACAGGAGAGAAGUCGUACUCCUGCUCUGAUUGUGGAAAAUGCUUCACAACAUCAUCUGAGCUUAAAGUUCAUCAGAGAACACACACAGGAGAGAAGCCUUACUCCUGCUCUGACUGUGGGGUGAGUUUCUCUCAACUGGGAAACUUAAAACAACACGAACGUAUACACACAGGAGAGAAGCCUUACUCCUGCUCUGACUGUGGGGUGAGUUUCUCGCAACCGUGCAACCUAAAAAAUCAUAAACGUAUACACACAGGAGAGAAGCCUUACUCCUGCUCUGACUGUAGAAAGAGUUUCUCUCAACUGGGCCACUUAAAAAGACACCAAGUUAUACAUAAAGGAGAGUAGCCUUACUAUUGCACUGACUGUGGAAACGGUUUUAAAUCAUCAGCUGAACUAAACAUCAUCAGCUGAACUAAACGUCAUCAGAGAACACACACGGGAGAGAAGCCUUUCUUCUGCUCUUACUGUGCAAGAGCUUCUCCCGAUUGGGCAAUGUAAAAACACACCAACGGCUACACACUUGAGAGAAGCCUCAUCAGUUCUCUCAGACCAGCUAAGAUUAGUCACUCCACUUAAUUCUUCUCAUAAAAUAAUUGGCAACGUUGAAUUGGAUCAAAUGAAGAACGUGUAGACCACUAUUAGUCCUAUUGUUUCUCACUGUGAGAGAACAAUGCAGAGAACAGGGAGCGUUAUAGAAUGAUCAGUGUGCAUCUUGUCAGUUUUGCUGUGUUCUUUUUAGCUUCUACUGUUUUUUUCUUCACAUUUUCAAACAGCCAUUUACAUUUUCAAAUACAGGUAGCCUAGUCAAAUACUUAACAUCCAAUCACGUUAACUGUUACUCUCUCGUGGGAAUUCCACUAACGGGCUGUAUGUAGCUAAACGUAGCUGCUGCUCAUUCCUUUUGCUCGAAAAUUGAUUAAUGGUUAAAAAAAGUAAGGCUUGCGUCCAGAGACACAUACCAGCUCUACUGGUAGUACUGCUACUACCAGCAGCACUGCACCUGUCAAUGACACAAGUUGUUCUGCUUCCACGAGCACAUCCAAUGCUAGCAUCAGUAAUUCUAUGUUUGUUGUAAGCCCAGCUAGCAUGGACACUGACAGUUGUGAAUCUGAUGCAGCCGAAGAGCUACUGCUCCUUUACCUGGGAAAGCACUGAACAACAGACAGGGAGGUUGGACCUUCGAAGAGGUGCAAAUAUGAGAACUACAUUGAUUUGGGGUUCACUUAUAUUGGGAAUAGUGCCUUUCCUCAGCCACAGUGUGUUACAUCUCACAACUCGAUGAAUCCUUCACUCUUGCGCAAACAUUUAGAAAAAAAACAUGCCAAUUUGAAAAAUAAGCCACUGGAGUUUUUUGAGCGAGAAUUAAGACUACUUUCGAGUAGUAAGACAUCUACAAAAGCAACAGAUGCCAUUAAUAAGAAGGGGCUAGAAGCAUCUUAUACGGUGAGCUACCGAGUGGCUAGAACAGGCAGGCACCAUACUAUUGUGGAGGACUUCAUUCUUCCUGCCUCUGCGGAUAUGGCCGGGGCAAAGGCCAAACUAACGAUACCGUUUCACGACGCAUCGGUGACAUGGCAAGAGAUGUUUUGAUACAAUUACUGCUUCGCAUAUACAAGCCAGUGAAUUCUAUGCAUUACAGCUGGAUGAGUCAACAGACGUGGCGGGCCUGGCACAGCUCCUGGUAUAUGUCCGUUACUUUUUUGGGGGGUCAAUUAAGGAAGACAUCCUCUUCUGCAAACCAGGACAACCGGAGAUGGUAUUUUUAAAGUACUGGACAGCUUUGUGACAUCAAAUGGACUUUGGUGGUCAAGAUGUGUUGGUAUCUGUACUGAUGGCGCAAAAGCCAUGACAGGGAGACAUAGUGGAGUGGUAACGCUGCUGCAAGCAGUUGCUCCUGACGCUACUUGGGUACACUGCAGCAUCCACCGAGAGGCUCUUGCUACCAAGGGGAUGCCUGACAGCUUGAAAGAUGUUUUGGACACUACAGUGAAAAUGGUUAACUUUGUUAAAGCAAGGCCCCUGAACUCUCGUGCAUUUUCUGCACUGUGCAAUGAUAUGGGCAGCGACAUACAGUGUGCUGGUUAUCAAGGGGCAAAGUAUUGACACGUUUUUUUGAAUUGAGAGACGUGCUUAAAGUUUUUUUUUACUGACCAUAAUUUUCACUUGUCUGACUGCUUGCAUGAUGAGUUCCUCACACGACUGGCCUAUCUGGGUGAUGUUUUUUCUCGCCUGAAUGAGCUGAAUCUAGAAUUACUGGGACUCUCCGCAGCAAUAUUCAAUGUGCGGUACAAAAUUGAGGCUAUGAUUUAAGAAGUUAGAGCUCUUCUCUGUCUGCAUUAACAAGGACAACACACGGGUCUUUCCAUCAUUGUAUGAUUUUUUUGGGUGUGAUAAUGACCCUAAGCUUAUGGACAAUGUCAGAUGUGAUUUUGCCAAGCACCUAUGUGAGUCGGAUGCGCAAUUACACAGGUACUUUCCCGAAACGGAUGACACAAACAGCUGGAUUCGUUAUCCCUUUCAUGCCCUGCCUCCAGUCCACUUACCGAUAUCUGAUCAGGAGAGCUUCAUCAAAAUUGCAAAAAGCAGAUCUGUGGAAAUGGAAUUUAAUCAGAAGCCACUGCCAGAUUUCUGGAUUGGGCUGCGCUCAGAGUAUCCUGCCUUGGCAAAUUGCGCUGUUAAGACACUGAUGCCCUUUGCAACCAAGUACUUAUGUGUGAGUGAAUUCUCGACCCUUACUAGCAUAAAAACUAAAUACAGGUACAGACUGUGUGUGGAAAAUGAUUUAAGACUGAGACUCUCCAAUACAAACCAACAUUGCUAUGUGCGUCCUCUCAAGCACACCCUUCUUAUUAACCUGUGGUGAGUUAUUCAUUAACCUUUUCAAUUAACAAGUAAGGUUUUAUAUGUAAAAUGGUUAAAUAAAGAGCAAAAUGUAAUAUUA
Messenger RNA from Salvelinus fontinalis (brook trout), 4423 nucleotides. RefSeq names its product zinc finger protein OZF-like. NCBI's taxonomy places the organism in Eukaryota, Metazoa, Chordata, Actinopteri, Salmoniformes, Salmonidae. The coding region runs from base 118 to 1827 and encodes 569 amino acids. The record is from RefSeq and is a predicted model, not a curated record. The transcript is spliced from 4 exons.